GCUCCUCACUGAGUCUUACUCCGAGUUGAAUGCAGUCGCUGUAAACACGGAGAACCUUUAGAGAACUUGUCACACACUUUCUCUCUCUUUUUAUCACAGUGCUUCUGUGUUUAUUGGGUAAGCUCAACAAGUGGCUUUUUAAGAAUGAUGCGACCGAAAGAUUUACGCCAGGGCUCUGGCACUAAGACUUUCCUGGAUGCCAUGCAUGGUGGCAAAGUUCACCUGGCACGCUUCAUCCUUGAUGCCUUGGACGGACGCAUCAUCAACUCUAAGACAGAAAACAGCCGCACCCCGCUCAUGUAUGCCGUCUGCCUACAAGAUCCAGGGACCAGGUCCAAGUUCACCCGACUAUUGCUGGAGAAAGGAGCCGAUGUGAACUGCCAGGAUGUGGAUGGUCGCACCGCCCUGAGCCAUGCCUGUGAGAUGGGUCACCUGGAUGUUGUGAAGCUUCUUGUGCAGUUCAACGCCGACCCAGACACCUUUGAUGCCUGGGGUAACAGCCCUCUGAUGUAUGCCGCCUUUUCUGGUCACAGCCAGGUCCUGGAGUUCCUGGUCCGAGCAUUCAAAAGACUGGGACUGAGGCUGGACAGAACAAAUAAUGCCGGUCACUCUGCUAUCGAGGUAGCCAACUUCUUUGGACACAACCAUUGCGUGCAGAUUCUGAACUUUCCCUGCAGGAGGAGUGUUUGCACAGAUGAUCCACUCCCUGAUUCCGCUACCACUGGUGAUGGAGACACCCGGCUGCCCAACAGGCUCCCCCGGUAUCUUCUGGAGAGGUUUUCAAAAAAGUUGAAUACCAACGAAGACCAACUGCCUGAGGUAGUUCCCAGACAGCUGAAGAUUGGAGACAGUAGCGGACUGUGGAACCGCUUCAGGUGUCCAAGGAGCCAGUCUCAAGAGGAGAACCAUCCGAGCAGCAGGGCUAUGCCUCCUCAGAUAGAAAAAAGCCAGAUCGAGGGGGAUCUCUUCACUGCCAAACAACUGCAAAACUGCACGCUUAGAGAGCUAAGAGGGGCCAAAAUGCUGAACUCUUUGCCUGAGCCAAGCCAGAGAGAUGUCAGCAGAGACACUGGACUCCAAAAGCAAACACCGGUGAGUUUUCCUCAUUGGGGAAAAGCGAAGUCAUUUAACCUGGACGUUCUGAGCAGCAGAAAGCAGUCCUAUCAGGGUGAUGUGUGCGACAUCAGCCUGUCAGCCAGCAAAUUAAAGAGAGCCUCACUACAGGAUGAGAGAUGCCUGAUAGACAAGAUUGAAUGUCAAGGAAACACCCGUGGCAUGACAAAUGAUGCUGACAAAACUGUCCCAGUGCCAAAACCUCUUUUAAACGGCAAAAGUCAACCAGGGAGAGCGCUGGAGGAGGAUAUCCAAUCAGAGAAAGACGAGGCAAGUGACACGGCUUCAUCAAACAGAAGAGAGCAGCAGAAGAGGGGAAGCUUCGGCCUGAGCAGCAGACACAACAAGCUGCUGUUUGCCCGAGGGGAGAUGGAAUCUGGGAAGAUCGCGAGUAGUGGCCCGGGGUUCGUGGGCCUCGGGACACGACUGCUGCGUCGAUUCACCGCUCCGGAGUUCAUGAGGAUGGUGAUAGACUGUUCAUCCAGCUCCUCAAACGGCCGAGGGCGGAUGUCCCGCUCUGAGACCUUCCCCUGCUCUCACACACAUCAGCAGGUCAACAGCCAGCCAAGCGUCGACAGCAUCAGUGGAGUGAAAUGUGAGUUUGAAAGCUGCUCGUCUCAGUCUACCCUCGGAUAGAAAAAGGACAAUUACAGGCGACAGAAAAGGCUGGUAGGGAAAUGAUUACAGCACUUAGAAAUCUCACAAUGCAGUCUGAUUGCUUGGUGACAUAGUCUAUUCAUAAAGCUUCUACUUGUGUUGCAGUUUAUCCGAUUUGACUAUGUUUAUCAAUAACAAAAUAGGAAUAUAAAGCUAAAUUGUUUCAAUCUAUAACAUUUUUGCUAUUCUAUAUUUAAAUAAUGUAAUAAUAAAAAAAUAUUCAUCUGUGAGCUUCUAAAAUAAAUAACAUUGUUUCACCAACAAAAGAUUUAUAUUGUAUGGAUCGGACUGUAUUUGAUAUGCUUAUGUAUUUAUAAGAAAAAAAUGUUUGUAUUUUGCUUAAAUAUGUUCAUUGUGCACUGUAUGAUUUAUGCUGAUUACCUAAUAAAUCAUUUAAAACACCAA
This is a messenger RNA of Labrus bergylta (ballan wrasse), 2175 nucleotides long. RefSeq lists its product as uncharacterized. Lineage: Eukaryota; Metazoa; Chordata; Actinopteri; Labriformes; Labridae. Gene Ontology annotation, cellular component: nucleus; cytoplasm. Gene Ontology annotation, biological process: regulation of cyclin-dependent protein serine/threonine kinase activity; negative regulation of cell population proliferation; regulation of G1/S transition of mitotic cell cycle. Gene Ontology annotation, molecular function: protein kinase binding; cyclin-dependent protein serine/threonine kinase inhibitor activity. The record is from RefSeq and is a predicted model, not a curated record.